Ostrinia nubilalis (European corn borer) is the source of this 7572-nucleotide messenger RNA. RefSeq names its product E3 ubiquitin-protein ligase CHIP (gene STUB1). Lineage: Eukaryota; Metazoa; Arthropoda; Insecta; Lepidoptera; Crambidae. Gene Ontology annotation, biological process: cellular response to misfolded protein; positive regulation of proteolysis; protein polyubiquitination. Gene Ontology annotation, cellular component: Z disc; cytoplasm. The record is from RefSeq and is a predicted model, not a curated record. The coding region runs from base 121 to 984 and encodes 287 amino acids. Gene Ontology annotation, molecular function: ubiquitin protein ligase activity; protein-folding chaperone binding. The transcript has 7 exons.
GGAAAAUAUUUUAUUUUUCAUCGCGUACGUGUGUAAACUGAGGUUUUCGCCGUGUAUUUUAUCAUAUAAUGAUAUCUGUGAGACUUUCGUGUAAGAAUAUUUAAGGGAAAUACUUUAAAAAUGAGUAAGCACAUGUAUUCGACCGCAAACUUGAGUGACAAAGAGUUGAAAGAACAAGGAAACCGUCUAUUCAGCCUCAGACGGUUCGAAGAUGCUAUGAACUGCUAUACGAAGGCUAUCAUAAAAAAUCCAUCAGUCGCAACAUACUUCACAAACCGAGCACUAUGCUACUUGAAGAUGAAGCAAUGGGAGUCUACGUGCCAGGACUGCCGGCGAGCCCUGGACUUAGACAACAACCAGGUCAAAGGGCACUUCUUCCUCGGACAGGCCCUGAUGGAGCUGGAGUGUUACGAUGAAGCCAUCAAACACUUGCACCGAGCAAACGACCUGGCCCGUGAACAGAAGCUCAACUUUGGCGACGACAUCGCCGCCCAGCUGCGUAUAGCUCGCAAGAAGCGGUGGAAUGUUCAAGAAGAGAAGCGGAUUUCACAGGAAAUCGAGCUGCAGAGUUAUCUCAAUAGGCUAAUAACGGAAGACAUGCAGCGUAGAAUAGAAGCUAUCAAAUUAGACACUAACAACGAUGAAGACUCUACCGCUAAAGCGGCUAAAGUGGAGGAGGAAUGUAAUAAUUAUUCUAGUGAAUUAAAUAACCUAUUUUCAAAAAUGGAUGAAAGAAGACGGAAACGUGACGUACCAGACUACCUCUGCGGCAAGAUCAGCUUCGAAAUCCUAAACGAGCCGGUUAUAACGCCCAGCGGCAUAACGUACGAAAAGAAGGAUAUUGAGGAACAUCUAGAGAGAGUUGGCCACUUCGACCCCGUGACCAGAGUGAAGUUGACUGCAGACCAGCUCAUACCAAACUUCACUAUGAAGGAAGUGGUAGACGCUUUCCUACAAGAGAACGAAUGGGCUCUGGACUACUAGAGAGUCAAUGACGUCACUUGCCGAUAAGUUAAAUAAGGAGGGUAGAGGUAAGAUUCAUUUCUGUGUAUGUAAAAGGCGUAAUCAGGGUGGCGCUAGUGUAGCAAGAAGGUUAAACUUUAAAGGAAGUUAACUAAAGUAGGAUAGGUAAGUAAGCAAAGGAAUAAAACUGUAUACUGCAGUUUUUGGCACUCAAGCUAGUCACUUAAAAUUUUUCAAUACAGCGCACUUCGCUCCAUCUAAAUAUAAGGGUUCCGUUUUUUGCCAUUUGGCUACGGAACCCUUAAAAUGUCAUACUCUUUUGCUGCUCUAGCGUCAAUCUAGUUUUUUUUAAAUAUUACAGCUAGCUUUUUAGACAGAUUCAUAUGAUUACUUGUACCCUCCUUAGCAUCGACAGAAUUUUGUAUGUUCACUUGAUGUAUACUUGACAGCCAAUGGCUACUUUAUGGACCUAGGAAUAAGGUACAACCUGUCAAGUAUGUAUAUACUCGAUGUGGCUGUACAGAUACUGUUAAAGUCGAACGGGCUUUCUAGUACUGACACUUGGACUGUCAUUCAAGCGCCCAUAAAUAAUAAAAACUUAAACGUUAUCUUUUCUCUUCGGGUACAAAAUAAAAGAAAGCUCGUUCGUACUUUAGUAUAGUACUAUAGUAAGCAUGAAUAAAGUGACUACUAAGGCGUCCUGACUUGCCCUAUGCUAAGGAGAUUUGGACCCAAUUUCUGUGAUGUUAGAUACUAAAGUUCGUCACUUGGAUUUUUGUCUAGAUCUGCGAUGUAAACUUACGCGGUGUACAUCGAAAUGCGGGUAGUCGGACGACUUAUGUGUUUGGGAAAACCUAACAAUAAAUUAAAAUGUGUUAUUGUAAUGAAGCAAAACUUUCGAUUGUAAGUUACGUAUCUAGCCCUAUAUAAAAGUUUUGCUUUUUUACUUAAAUAACAAAUUUUAAUAGGUUUUUCUUUAGCAAGUGGUGAAGUAUAAUUUAAAACUAUUAAAUAUUUCUUUGCCAUUACAGUUUAAAAUGUAUCAUUUCACAUUUUCCCAUGUUUUAGAUUCAGAUAUUGGUCACAUACACAGUCCAUUGCAUAUAAAACGUCUUUCUCUAUAAAUCCAAAGAUUUAUCUUUUAGAUGGCACUACACUUACUCGUUAGGUUACACUUUCAUUUUAAAAGGUCCACAAAUACUGAUAGCCAACAUAUUUUAGAUAGAAAUAUCAAAUAAUCAUUAGACAACUAACAAAUUAUUCGCACUGAUGUUAACGAUGGCAAUACUAUAGUGUUAUUUCUGAUAUGGCAAUAGUAAUAUUGUUCCUAUACAUUUAAUACUACAUCCUCAUAAAAAACUGCUCGAUGUAAACCAAAAAUUCAUUCGUAUAGUCAGCGUCAAAUAGUUCGUGACACCCAAAGUAUCCAAAAAGUUCGCAACACGUCUUUGUUACAAUUGAACUAAGGUUGUGUUGUCAAGUUUUUGGCCACUUUUGGUGUCACCAAUUAUUUGACGCUGACUGUACUAUAGGUAUUUUAGAAAAUGGCGAGCUUAUUUCUGCUCAUUUGUUCACUAAGUAAUUAUGAGUCAAGUAUAGUAUAGAAUCUUCAUCAGUCGAAUUUGAAUUCGUAACCAAUAAUGGUUUCCAAAGUUAUUUUUGGCAGAAAAAAAAACUUACAACCGUGAUUCAGCCAAGUUUUUGGAGUUGUAGGAAACUGUACACUUAAGAAUGAAAAUUAUCAUAGAUCAAUGGACUCGCAAGAAUGACGUACACACUUAUGAGUUAGAUGACUCGCGUAGUGACGUCAUAGUAGAGCGCGGAUUAUUUCACUUGUAAGUCUUUUCAUCUGACGUCAAUAUAGUGCGAACCAUUGAAUGAAGUUAUAAUCCCAUCAAAAACAAUAUUUGUCAAUAAAACCAAGUCUCGCAACUCAGUUGUUCUACGGUAAAAAGUUGUGAGAUCCAUGUAAUACCAAGUCCAGGCCAGGAAAUCUUUAACGUUUUACAUAAAUAUAUUGACUUGGCCAUCGCACUAAAUAAUUUAAUUUACACGUGUUUUCAUGCGAUGGCCAAGUCAAUAUAUUUAUGUAAAACGUUAAAGAUUUCCUGGCCUGGACUUGGUAUUACAUGGAUCUCACAACUUUUUACCGUAGAACAACUGAGUUGCGAGACUUGGUUUUAUUGACAAAUAUUGUUUUUGAUGGGAUCUCAUUUCUUUUUGUAUUUUGUAGACAGCAGUUAUGUAUCUAGAAAACUGGACCGAAAUUGAAAAAAUUUACUCGACUUGGCGGUUGCACUACCGUGCCCCCAAAUCUCAUUUCUUUUUGUAUUUUGUAGACAGCAGUUAUGUAUCUAGAAAACUGGACCGAAAUUGAAAAAUUUUACUCGACUUGGCGGUUGCACUACCGUGCCCCCAAAUAUUUUAGUUUUUCCUUGAUUCAUACACCAAACACUACUUAUAUUCCAAAUUUGAAGCUUCUAGGUCUGCUAGAAGUGCCUUAGAAUUUUGAUGAUCGGUGAGUCAGUGAGUCAGUGAGUGACAAAAUUAAGUAACUUUGACCCGUUAUAAUUCUUAAACUACUGGUUCAAAUUGAAUGAAAUUUUAAAUAUACCGUGUCUUUACAAUGCCUGCAUAGCUAAUGAAAAUUCAGCCUUCUAGUUUUAUCCACAACGAAGUUACAGGCAGUCGAAAAAGGCCUGAAUUGCUUCGAGAAAAGGAUGGUACGGCCGUGCCGCUUUUUUGAGAUAGAAUUGGACAAAAGUAACAACAGUUCGUAACCUGGGCAAUAUUACUUCAGAUUAUGUAUAUGAAACCACCACUGUAAUUUAUACAAAAGUUUUUUAUAUUGUUGUCUUUUUGGGUACAUUUAUUUAUGAGUACAGUUCUCUAUUGCUUCUUACUACCUAACUAAUAACUACCCAAGUAAUAUCUGUUCAAAGUCAAAUAAAAAGUUUGUGUUUUGAGACUUGGUUAACAAAAUAAAUGAGUUAAUUUUACAGAUUUUGUUUUGAAAAUGUGUUAAUUUUCUAUACUCAGUUUGUCUUACUCUAACACUAAAUAUGUUUUUCGAAUGAUUAGACUGAAGUGGAUAAUUUACGGUCUUAAAAUACGAUUGUAUAUCAUAGCAAUGAUAUCGUCCGACAUUAAAAUACGUAUCGUACGUGUGUAUCAGGCGUUGGCAUACAGUAGUUGGUAUGAAUCUGUUUACCCAGUAAUUCUUGGAAUAACUCAUAUACCUAUAAUAUGAGUUUAGCCUAAACGCUAUACCUAUAAUAUGAGUUUAGCCUUAGGUAUGGGAGCGGCACAGGGGUUUUUUUUUAAUGGCAACCAAACCUCUUUGGGAGGUUUAUUUCUGCCAAUGUCGAGUGAAAAUUGACAUAGUUAUCAAUAGAACGUGGGUGUUUCAGUUCUAUUGAUUUUUCAUGGAUUCCGUGGAGUUAAGUAUGCCCGUAAGCAGGUUUCGAGACGCCACCGGGUCCAAAGCGGGUUGUUCAUACGACAACCCACUCGACGCUCGAUGCGCGCUCAAAUUCGAAGUAUUUCAAUGUUUUUUAUAAUUUAUCACUUCACUGCACUUUAGAUCACAAAAUAACACCAAAUUUGUACACUAAAGUCCAUUAAAUAAUAAAUUGAAACCAUUAAAACAGAUCGACCAUGCUUCCCGUUCAACUAACCCACGGAAUCCGGGGGUGUUUUUGUGACAGUCAAACGUCAGCGAGACUUCAAAUCUCUGUCAGAUUUGUAUGCUCUGUCACGUCAUAAUAUGUCAAUAUCACCCCUCCCAUGCCGCUCUUAUACCUCAGGCACUGACUAAGUUAGCGCUAUACAAAGUGUGUAAGAACUCGAUGUUGCAUAUACAUAAAUGAUUAUUCAUGAUUAUUAUUAUUAUCUGUUUAAAAUUAUGAGGCCGAUGUCGAAAAAUUAUAGUUUCUCAAUAAAUUGACAAAAUUUAACGCUUUAUUAUGUUUGUUAUGCAUAUAAUUUCGUCUUAGUAUGUAAGAGCAAAGCUUGCUUUGAAAUAUUUACUGAGUGUAUAAGUUAUGUAUUUGUUAGCGCCGGUGUGAUAGUUACAUAGAUCUUGUAAUGGAACAUAGAGCUCCCGUAAACAUAUGAAUAAAAUCCAUCGUAGGCAGUGUUAGUAUGAAAUGGUGUACAUAAUUAUAAAGUAGAUGAUGCAUCUUAGACCAGAUAUUGGGUGCGUGGAAAAAAGCGCUUGGAAGCGCCGAGAAACAAAUUAUAUAGUUGUCGACGAGGACACGUUUGCCAACUUCUAUAAUAACGUGUUUCAUUUAUUUUUGGCAGUAAGCGCUUAUCGUUUAUCGCCAUUAUGCUUACAAGCGAUUUUUUUCCCGCCAAACGCACCCAUUGUGUAAUGUGUAAAAAUAAAAAUAAAUGUGUAUCUUUGAGUAAACAACUUUUUGUCUUGCAAGAAAAUAAAAGUAUGAAAAUACUUUCUGUUUACUAAAUAACUGAAUGAUACUAUACUAACUAAUAUACAUGAACUAAAAUUGCGUAAUGUAAUGAGAAUGUGACAUCCUGAAAUGCAUGUAAAACAUACGGCUCACUGCAGAAAGAAAAAUAUUAGUUUGUUAUACAAUAUUAUUGUUGGCGUACGACCAAUUAAAAUUAUAUUUUGGCUAGUCUUCGCAGACUUUAAGUCAUCAUUGUAAAUAAUUUAGUUAUUAUUUUAUUUGCCAAGGAGGCAUACAUGUUGUAAAUAAUAAUGAUGAGAUCUAAAUUACUUUUUUGGUGAUAUUCGAAUUAAAAAACCUAAUUAAUUUAAAUUUCAUAAUACUAUCGUAAUAGAUAGCGUAACAAAAUUUAUUUUUUAAAUAACAUAAUCCAUAAUAUUACUUAUAAAUAGGCCCGAGAUCAAGGCAUAUUGAUCAUCUUCUUUUAAUAAUGUUCCUUUUAAAGAAAAAGGGACAUUACGGGAAUACUAUGGGGAUAUUUCCGACUUGGAGAAUGCUCACGAGAAUGGUAUAUUUGUAUAAAGCAAAUAGAAGCGAGCAUACACGACCUACGUAGGGGAGACUGAGGAAAGUUGUAACAGAGGUGGGUUGUAACUUGUAACAAAGUUGUUCUCUGAACCUAAGACUGAUAAACUGUCUUAGCAACUUCACGAAUUCGUUGCUCUUUGGACACUCCAUAGUUUGCGUUCAGCUAACUGUCAUAGGCGCAGAGAAAUCGGCUUUGUGACAACUCACCUCUGUUACAAUUCUCUUCGGUCUCCCCUACCGACGGCCGUCACAUCAAGCAACGUGCAUUUUUUUGCAACAAAGUUGUUUAGUCUGAAGUGUUGAAUGUUCGUAGAAUGUACGCAUUAUGAAUUGCAUUUCCAAUUCUAAUAUUGUUUUUGUAAGAUAAAAGGUUGACUGUGAGCAAUGUUCGAAUCGGUGUAUAAAUAUUAAAUACAAUAUUUUAAUGUCCAUUGUGUAAGUGAUGGAUGGUAUGCUAUUUGAUUUGUUGCAUCUCGCUUUAUUGGUUUACAUAUGUUUUGAAAUAAGGUUGUAACCGUGGAGUUAAUCGAUUCGGGAUUUCUACCUCCUUUUUGAUCGAUUUCAAGUCAGUUUUUACCCAAUUAUUGACGAUUAUUAGAUAAAUCCCGACUUGGUUAGUUCUAAUAUUAGGGCUUUGACACACAGCUUUAUGUAUGGCAUGGUAAGAGAUUCACGUCACGCGUCAUUGUGAUGAUUCAAAAUCAAGCUGUUUUAACGGUUUUAAAUCUGAUUUAAUAAAGUCCGCGUCCGCUGUUUGAAAAAGCCUUUAGUGAUGGAAGUUUGAAUCAUCCAUUAUCUUCAUUUUGUAAAUAUUACUUAUUGUUGGUAGAUAUUUAUUCCGAUUGUGUAAACUACUAUUAUAAACAGACAACUCAAUUUAAUUUACUUACAUAUCUGGACCAUUAAUUAUUUAAUUUAGGACUAGAGUAUGGUAUGGAUUGUAUUGGAGAAUGUAUAACUAGACUUACCACUGUAUGUAAUUUAAUAUUUUUACCUUAAAGAUAUAUGGGUCAAGUAAACGUGUCGAAAUAAAUUGCAUUUCACUGUAUACAUAUACAGGGUGUCGUAAAGAGCGUGCCAAACUUAAUGGAUGGUCAUUCAUAGUCUAUCAUCUCCUUAAGUUUGGCUCGCUCUUUACGGGACAUCCUGUAUUUAUUGCAUAUACUUACAUCAUGUAUGAACAACAUUGUCGAUCAGUGCAAUCGGUCAGCAAGUCAAGUCAAUCCAGCGGUCGUGACAAGACAAUCUGUGCGGUUUGCGUUCUUUGUACGUGCUCGCACAAUUAGACCGCAUCAAUACGAAAUGUAUAGAGAUCGACAAUGUUAUUCAUAUACAUGAUGCGGCCUGCGUUCACUUUGACCUGAUCGCAGAACGCAUCCAGUGUGGAAACUCCUUUAAUAUCUGACAUAUAAAGGCAACCACUGAGUAUAGAUGGCGUUGUUUAUAUUAACAGAUUUUUUCUUCCAGGUACCCACAUAUCUUACUAUAUGAAUACACGAUAUUUUCUUUGCCAUUUCGAUUGAUAGUUGAAUCGCUAGAGAAACAGAUUCAACCUAGCUCGCAACUACUGUAAAGUUAUGAUGAUAAGUAAAUGUUAUUUUAUAAA